Molecule: messenger RNA, 4202 nt
Organism: Oncorhynchus kisutch (coho salmon)
Lineage: Eukaryota; Metazoa; Chordata; Actinopteri; Salmoniformes; Salmonidae
Product: hsp90 co-chaperone Cdc37-like 1
Exons: 8
Coding region: 218-1336 (372 amino acids)
Biological process (GO): protein stabilization; protein folding
Cellular component (GO): cytoplasm
Molecular function (GO): protein-folding chaperone binding; heat shock protein binding
Source: RefSeq, a predicted model, not a curated record
ACACGUGGUACUUCAAUAAAAAAACAUGGAGGAUGAAGUUGAUUGAGGAGGCUGCUGUAUUUUUGUGUUCUGAUUUACUCAAAUAUCACAGCUGUUAGUUUGGCUAGAUCAUUGCGUGUCUUGGGAAGAAUUUAGGCCGUAUAUUUUCUCCAGUGUGACAGGUUCUAGAACUCAGUGGCGGUGUUUUGGAGCGGCUCGAGGAGGAGCAGCAGCAGCGAUGGAGGGGUUCGGGACUAUAACCUUCCCCAUGUUAGCAGACGAAGAAGAGAGCUGCAGUGCCUCUGCUGUACCAAGUAACGGUAGCUUUUACAGCACUCCACUGCAGGGUGUUUUCGUUAAAGAGUGCAUGGCCUCUGCAUCAGAAGACCGUAUGGUGUCCCUGUGCCAGAGUCAGCAGCAGUGUGUGAAGGCCUCCAUCGUGUCCAGCUGGCAGCUGGUGGAGGCUCAGGACCAGCUGUGUGGGCUGGAGCUGCACGGCUCCGAAAGUGUUGAGCAGGAGCAUGCCCGCGCCAUUGCCAGCCAAUCAGAGCUCUCCCAGACGGAACAAGAGUGGCGCCGGAAGGAGAACAUGCUGGGAGGCAGCAGGAGCCCUGUGCUCAGUGCUGACAGCAGCCAGGAUGUGUUUGACAAGAGUAUUAUUAAUUCAAGAAGUAAAAACGUUGAAUUGGAGGAUCAUGACCAGAGCAAAACCUUUGUUCAGAAGUAUGAACAGGAAUUUAGAUAUUUCGGCAUGUUGCGGAGGUGGGAUGACAGCCAGCGGUUCCUGUCUGACCUGCCUCACCUCGUCUGUGAGGAGACUGCCAACUACCUGAUCCUCUGGUGCUUCAGACUACAGGCUGAAGAGAAAGAGGCGUUGAUGGAGCAGGUCGCUCACCAGGCUGUUGCUAUGCAGUUUAUCCUGGAGAUGGCCAGCACCUCCCAGCAGGACCCCAGAGGCUGCUUCCGCCACUUCUUCCACAAAGCCAAAGCAGGACAAGAGGGGUACUUGGAUGUAUUCCAUACUGAGCUAGAGGCCUUUAAGCAGAGAGUAAAAGAGUACACUGUCAAGUGCAAAGGAGAGACACUCCCUAACUUUACAGAGAACCAGAGCAGCACAGCACGCUGUCGCCCGGACCCCAGAGAAGUUCUAGAAUCCUUACCCCCUGAACUGAAGUCAGGGUUCCAGCUGCAAGACAUGCAGAUUCUCCAGAAUGUUCUCAGCACCAUGAAUCCACAGGUGGCAGAGUACCAUGUGAAGCGCUGUCUGGAGGCUGGCUUGUGGACCAACCGAGAAGGGAGAUGGUCCAAGGAGGACGCUACUUUAGAAACAGACGAUCUGCGCAUGAUGGAGACAUAACAAAUGUCUCCACCUCCCCGUCAUUUCCCCAUCAGUUCAUGACACUCAAUAGAAAUAUUACAAAAUGGAGGGGAGAAGGGCUGAGCUCCCACAGACUAAUUUUUGUAUGCCGCAGAAUCUGCGCUGGAAUGUGUCCUUGCACUUUAUAUUUUGUUCAAAACAACAAACAUACAAAAAUAUUUAAGGGAAGACGAUUGGUAGGUAUUUUGAAGCGCUUACUGUAUCUUUGCUUAUAUCGCUAAAGUAUGUCAUAUCUUGAAGGGAGUGUAAAACGGUUUUCAUCUACAGUAGGCUUGACUGGACCCGGCACAGUCCUUCCCUAGCAGGAGGGGGAAAACCUGAGCAUUAGAAUAAAACACGCUCGUUGUAAAUAAAAGUACACGUUUUUUUAAUUGAAGAAACAAAAGGCCUGUUCCUGGACUCGUGGUUCUGCAGUGGACGUAUGUACACCUAGCGUAUGUGGUCCAAGCUCUCCUAGAAACUUUCCUUAACUCCCGUGUGUCCAGUUUGUCAUCAUUAGGCCAAACAUUGAUACUACCACGGUGUAGCUAUGAUGACAUAACGAUGCAAAGUGAUCAGUUGACUGCUGUGCCAAAUUCUUGUUUUUGUUACUGCUCGUCACUCCACAUCAACCAACCCUCAAAAGAAAUGUGUCUGUCUUUAUGUCCAUCACAGAAGAAUAAGCUUGUCAAACAUAUGUGUUUGGCUGCUAAACCUGCUCACAGACUUGAUUGUGGAAUAGAAAGAGAUGGUAACUUUCUGGCUGACGUAGCGUGAUUAACAUCCUGUGUUAGGUUCUGCUUCGAUGCUCUGUUUGGAAUAGAGCAUCUUUAAAACAAUGUUGUUCAGGGGAAAUGCUUUUCAUACUUCAGGCCUACCAGCCAGAUUGGGUACUUAGACUUUUGCAGAGCGUCCGAGGUCAACAUUAAAUGGAAAGCUGUUAGUUGCUUAUCACAAUAAAUUUUUUAUUCUAUUAGUUUAUUUUACAUUUUGAAACAGAUCGCCUGAAUACAGUCUCUUCCAGCAAGUGAGACUUGAUAAUAAAUAAUACACUUGUUAUGAAAUAGAAGUUUAAGGUUCAUAAAAGUAUACACAUUUACUAAUGUAAUUAUUCCUUUGACUGAUCAUCAAAGAACAGGUAAUGUGCUACAAAAAUACUGCAUGUAAUAUGCUGGUAAGACAUUCAGCAUACAUUAAUCAGAUUACAAAUCUAAACUCCCAAGGCAUGGCCACAGUCAGAGAAAAUAUACAAAUAUCGUAAUUAAAACUAUGCAUCAGGCUAAUUGCAGCUUUUUUUGAGAGUAUGUUAUCACUCCCAUGAUAACUUAUGAGCCUGGCAUCCAAAUCGAUUGUAUGACGUUUCACUUCACGGGAGUGCAACGUUUUAACCAGGCUAACAACUUCAAAUGACAGCUACUCUAAACUACUGCGUUUCUGGUGACACGUGUUUCACUGAAAUCAUUGGCACUGUCUUUUUAACAUUCAUUAAUUGCAUGGUGAUUCACUUUUUUGUUUUUAUCAUUUAAGAGACACUAUAUUGUCAUGUCAACAAUAGGCACUUGGCCCUAAAGAUGAAUUCAAGGCAACUUCAGCUAAUAUAACGGCACUUUUCCAUUUACCCCAUUAUAGUUGUCCUGUACACCGACAGACCAAGGACGGGUAUGAAUUGGAUACAAAACCACAUCACCUGGCAACAAGCUACAAUACAGACUUCUAUGGUCAUUGUUUGGCAUGACUAUAGAAGUUGGCCAGAGCACAAACAGAUCUGGGACCAGGCUACAUAUGGAAUGAACAGAGAUAGAAUGUGACAUUAGUUGAAUGUGUGGUUCUCAUCCACAUUGUAGUAGUAGUAAAUAACAUGGUCUUAUAUAGGCACUGAGAUACUGUUACAUUUUGGACCAAAGAGUUGAGUCCCAUUAAAGUUGUGGUAAACUGAUCCAUUCUUUGCUUUCCCAACAACCUUUUUAAUUUUGUAGGGAGAGUUUUUUGGACAGGAGGGCCUGAAUGUGAGGCCAGAUCUUGUUGGUUUCCGUUCCUGAGAAUGUCUCCAACACCCCUUUACUCCUGUUGUCAGAAACAGUCAUUAGUACCUCAUGACAGACAUGAAAGUUAUCACAAUAAACAUAAGCAGUGAACCAGGUCAUGUUCAGUAGGUAAAACAUUUAAAAAACGUUUUGAAAUGGGGAGGUACUACUACAUUUUUCUCCAAUGAGAACACAUUUCCGCUAAAUGUUUUGCUGCCGUAUGCUCUACUGAAUGUAACCCAGUUCUUAACUACAUAAUACUUUCAAGGUUGCCAACAUAGAUCAUUCACAGUUUAACAAAGGGACAGGCAGUACUGUACAGUGUAAUGCAUGCACGGUCUGGUCUCAUUUCUGAACCUGAAUCCUUUGUUACAGUCCCAAGAUAUUUCACUUCUCAGACUGGCCUCUGUAGUUUAACAAAGGGACAGGCAGUACUGUACAGUGUAAUGCAUGCACGGUCUGGUCUCAUUUCUGAACCUGAAUCCUUUGUUACAGUCCCAAGAUAUUUCACUUCUCAGACUGGCCUCUGUAGUUUAACAAAGGGACAGGCAGUACUGUACAGUGUAAUGCAUGCACGGUCUGGUCUCAUUUCUGAACCUGAAUCCUUUGUUACAGUCCCAAGAUAUUUCACUUCUCAGACUGGCCUCUGUAGUAGGGUUUAUUCAUCUUUAUCAAUUUACCAGUGACGAAGAGCCCCAACAUCUAUUAUCAAUAACUUGGACGCUAUAACAUCCUAUGUACACAGGGAGCGCUGCCUACUGUUUUUGCUUUUUUAAUUGGCCAGUGAAAUAUGUAGAUGUGAUUUUCAUCUUGACUGCCACACAAUGCACUUAGCUAUGCAU